AUGUCAACAUUCAUCCUGGGCCAAGCAAGCGUACACACCUCCAACCCACCUAACCCAACACACGCACACCACAGCAUCCCAGCCCCCGACAGAUCCCUCGUCACCCUCUCCGACGGCAAAUCCCUGCACGUCGAACUCACCGGCCCCGCCUCCUCCGACCUCACCCCCGUCGUAUUCGUACACGGGCUGGGCGGAAGCUCCGCCACCUGGACACCGCUGCUCGACGUGUCCGGGCUCGCGAAGACGCGGCCCGUGCUCACGUUCGAUCUCGAGGGACACGGUCUCAGCCCACUGUACACGACCAACAUCUCGAUCGAGAGCUACACGGAGAACGUCAAGAAUGUGAUGGACGGCGCGGGCGUGCAGCGCGCGGUCAUUGUGGGGCAUUCGAUGGGCGGGCUGAUCGUGACGACGUUCGCGGCCAAAUACCCCGAGCGCACUGAAAAACUGUGUAAGCCCCCCUCCCAUACCCACCUUCCCCGCCCUAACCAACGUCCACCCUUGAAAGUCCUCAUCGGCCCCGUCAAAUCCUUCGCCGAAGCAGGCGUCAAAGCCCUCGGCGCACGCGCCGAAGCCGUGCGCACAGGCGGCAUGUCCGCCGUCGCAGACACCGUAGCCGCUUCGGGCAUCUCCCAAAAAUCGCUCGCCUCGCGUCCCCUGGCUAAGGGCAUGCUGCGCGCGUCGCUGCUCGCGACGCCCGCAUUCGGGUAUGCGCUCGCGUGCCUCGCGCUCACCAAGGCGCUGGACCCGGACUACGCGGCUAUCGGCGUGCCGACGCUGAUUCUGGCGGGCGACGAGGACAGGACGUGUCCCGAGGCGACGGUCAGGUUCUUGGAGGGGGCGAUUGGCGGUGCGAAGGUGGUGACGCUAAGGAAUGUGGGGCAUUGGCAUAUUGUGGAGGAUGUUGAGGGGACGGCGAGGGAGCUGCGUGCGUUUGUUGGUUGA
Molecule: messenger RNA, 945 nt
Organism: Coniophora puteana RWD-64-598 SS2
Lineage: Eukaryota; Fungi; Basidiomycota; Agaricomycetes; Boletales; Coniophoraceae
Product: alpha beta-hydrolase
Exons: 3
Coding region: 1-945 (314 amino acids)
Source: RefSeq, a predicted model, not a curated record